AUGUACAAGGCAUUGGAGCGCAUUAUCCAGAACCAACUUAUUAAACAUCGCGAAGAAACAACCCGCGACGAGCAAGCUGGCUUUCGUCUUGGCCGAUCUACGAUUGACCAGGUUUUCAUCGUCAAAGGAGUGAUCGAAAUCUGGCAGCAGUAUUCGAAGCCAAUGCAACUAGCGCUUCUGGAUUUUGAAGCUGCGUUCGACUCUUCUCACCGAGGCAGUCUUCUCAACUCGCUCCGCGCCGAUGGAGUACCAGGAAAGUUCGUUCGCUUGCUUGAUGACAUGAAUCAACGAACAACUGCUGCAGUUCGAACAUCAUCCGGAUGUACAACACCGUUCGAGGUGGCAACUGGAGUAAGACAAGGGGACUGUGGCUGGACUCUUCUCGUUCAACUUCGCCAUCGACGACAUUAUGCGAAAAACAGUAGAUCAGUGUCCUGCCGAUAUCAUUCUAGCACCAUCAUGGUGCCCCUUGACCGAUCUCGAGUACGCCGACGAUGUCUUUAUAUUCGCGGAAAGCAAUACGAAACUUCAACAUGUUGUCAACCUUGUAUCGAAGCUGGCUUCAGCCUAUGGACUACGCCUACGCCCUGA
Messenger RNA from Necator americanus (New World hookworm), 591 nucleotides. RefSeq lists its product as uncharacterized. The transcript has a single exon. The record is from RefSeq and is a predicted model, not a curated record. Lineage: Eukaryota; Metazoa; Nematoda; Chromadorea; Rhabditida; Ancylostomatidae. Bases 1 to 591 code for a protein of 196 amino acids.